CAGCCGGAAGUGCCUUCCCGGCAAAGCGUUUCUGGGCAUUCUGGACCGUAACCCGCGCUUGCAAUGGCCGCGUCUUUGGUUGGGAAGAAGAUAGUGUUUGUGACGGGAAACGCAAAGAAGCUGGAGGAGGUCAUUCAGAUUCUAGGAGAUAAGUUUCCAUGCACUUUGGUGGCGCAGAAAAUUGACCUGCCUGAGUAUCAGGGAGAACCGGAUGAAAUUUCCAUACAGAAGUGUCAGGAGGCAGCUCGACAGGUGCAGGGCCCUGUUCUGGUGGAGGAUACCUGUUUGUGCUUUAAUGCACUUGGGGGACUGCCUGGCCCCUACAUAAAAUGGUUUCUGCAGAAGCUGAAGCCUGAAGGUCUCUACCAGCUCCUGGCCGGCUUUGAAGACAAAUCAGCCUAUGCACUCUGCACAUUCGCUCUCAGCACUGGGGACCCCAGCCAGCCAGUGCUCCUGUUCAGAGGCAAGACCCCGGGACAGAUUGUGAUGCCUCGAGGUAGCCGGGACUUCGGCUGGGAUCCCUGCUUUCAGCCUGAUGGAUAUGAGCAAACGUAUGCAGAGAUGCCGAAGGCUGAGAAGAACACCAUUUCCCAUCGCUUCCGGGCUCUGUUCAAGCUCCAAGAGUACUUUGGUGUGACUGAUGGGGCUGGGGACCACUAGGGCCAUGGGUGUGGGGGGCCUAGUGCAGGACACCCUGGGAGGCAGGCACUCCUCUGGGUUCCCCCUGCCGGGGAUCCGGGCAGCUUCAGCAGCCAGUUCUUGGAGGAGCGGCUGGCUCUACACCAGAGAACUCAGGGCCAGGUGACACUAAACUCCUGCCCUUUGAGAUUCAAGAGUUCCCUUUGACCAGGCAUGGUGGUGCACACUUUUAAUCCCAGAAUUCGGGAGGAAGAGGCGAACAGAUCUUUGUGAGUUCAAAGCCAGCCUGGUUUACAUAUUGAAUUUCUGGACAGCCAAAGCUAUAUAGUGAGACACUGUCUCAAAAACAAAAUAGAAAAACCAAAACAACAAACAGUUGUUGUUGCAGCCUCUGACUCUGGGAUUCUGAGAAAAUUUUGGGUGUUCACAUGUCUUACCUGGUUGAGGGUUUGGCAAAGCAACACACAACUUUUGAUUUUAGAGUGUAACAAAUGUAAAUUCUGGAAGACAUUUUUGUUUCCUAAAUAAAUGGUGUGUCUGUUUUG
This is a messenger RNA of Rattus norvegicus (Norway rat), 1184 nucleotides long. RefSeq names its product inosine triphosphatase (gene Itpa). Gene Ontology annotation, molecular function: XTP diphosphatase activity; dITP diphosphatase activity; ITP diphosphatase activity. Gene Ontology annotation, biological process: deoxyribonucleoside triphosphate catabolic process; nucleoside triphosphate catabolic process. The transcript has 8 exons. NCBI's taxonomy places the organism in Eukaryota, Metazoa, Chordata, Mammalia, Rodentia, Muridae. The coding region runs from base 64 to 660 and encodes 198 amino acids. Gene Ontology annotation, cellular component: cytoplasm. The record is from RefSeq and is marked provisional.